Messenger RNA from Mercurialis annua (annual mercury), 2090 nucleotides. Its product is annotated as protein-tyrosine sulfotransferase. The transcript has 13 exons. NCBI's taxonomy places the organism in Eukaryota, Viridiplantae, Streptophyta, Magnoliopsida, Malpighiales, Euphorbiaceae. Gene Ontology annotation, molecular function: heparan sulfate 6-sulfotransferase activity. The record is from RefSeq and is a predicted model, not a curated record. Bases 338 to 1834 code for a protein of 498 amino acids. Gene Ontology annotation, cellular component: membrane.
UACUUCACUUUGUAACAGCUGAAUAGCUCUCCAGAUGAGCUUUUUACUCCGAAUAUUUCAUAAACACAAAAACAAAAACAAUUCUCUGAAUCUGUUGUUCAUCUGCUCACUUAACAACAACCUGACAACACAGAUUCAGGGAAAGAAAUGAAAGCUAGACUACUUUUUUCGUAUCUGUUUGGCUAGCGAGAAAAUCAUUAGGAAAAAUAGAUAUUCCUGGAAAGUUGCGAUUCCGGUUUUGGUAGUGUGGGACCAAACACUGUGUUCAACGAUAUUUAUGAGCACGAGAUCCCUUCACUCGAUACACACAGACUUUUGGAGUAGAAAAUUGAAGUGAAUGGAUCCUACUUUGAGGUGCUUCAUUAUGCUGUUGAUGCUACUUCUUGAAUUUGCAAGUGCGUCUUCAGCAAAUGAUUUUAGCCAAUGUGAAAAAGUUGUCAAAAAUUGGGCAAUUGCUUCUCUUGAACAAGAAGUUAAGGAUAACAAGCAUGUGCUCCGCGAUUUGUUGUUUUUCCUUCAUGUACCGAGAACUGGAGGUCGCACCUACUUUCACUGUUUCUUGAGAAAGUUGUACCCUAACUCUCAGGAAUGUCCCCGUUCAUAUGAUAAGCUACGUUUUGAUCCAAGCAAACAGAAAUGCAGAUUGUUGGUUACUCAUGAUGAUUAUAGCAUGAUGUCCAAACUUCCCCAGGAGAAAACUUCAGUGGUGACCAUACUUAGGAAUCCAGUUGACCGUGUAUUUAGUACUUAUGAAUUUUCAGUUGAAGUGGGUGCUAGGUUUUUGGUGCAUCCUAACUUAACUUCUGCCACACAAAUGGCUAGCCGGUUGCGUCCUAAAAAUGGUGGAGUUAGUACGCUUGAUAUAUGGCCAUGGAAGUACUUGGUUCCAUGGAUGAGGGAAGACGUUUUUGCUAGGAGGGAUGCUAGGAAACUUAAGGGCAUCAAUCAUGUGAAAAACAAAGAUCCUUACAACAUGGAAGAAAUUGUUAUGCCAUUACAUGAAUAUAUUAAUGACCCUAUAGCUCAUGAUAUUAUUCACAAUGGAGCAACAUUUCAGGUUGCAGGAUUGACAAACAACUCUCGUUCUGCGGAAUCUCAUGACGUGCGCCGUUGUGUACAGAAAUUUGAGAUUCUUGGAGAACAUGUUCUGGAAGUUGCAAAGAAGAGGUUGGAUGAGAUGUUGUAUGUUGGUCUCACUGAGGACCACAGAGAAUCUGCAACUAUGUUUGCAAAUGUGGUUGGUGGACAGGUGAUUUCCCAAGCAUUAGCAUUGAACUCUACCAUGGCAAGUCCAGCUGAUGGUAAAUCAGAGCAGAGCUCCUCAAAUACAGAUUCUGAGCCCAGCGGUGAUCAUCAGAAUUCCUCAGGCCAAAAGCUAAAUGAAAUUUCUUCUAUGGAGAAUCCGGAUAGGAAGAAAGAAAAUGGAAGGGACUCUAUGACUGUGAAGAAACUAAUGGAUGCUUAUGAAGACUGCAUUUCUAGUUUGCGUAAGACCCAGGCACGCCGUCGUACCACUUCUUUGAAGAGAAUAGCUCCAGCAAAUUUUUCUAAGGAGGAUCGACAUCAUGUUCCUGAGAUGGUUCUUGAGCAGAUAAGAUCACUGAACAACCUGGACUUGGAGCUUUAUAAGUAUGCUAAAGACAUCUUUGCAAGGCAACAGAAACGUGCAGUACAAAAGCUUACAAGCACAGAAGGAUUUGAAGGCAUAUUUAAUGGCUCAAGCAUCAUUGCGCUGUGGAAAACCAUUUCGUUGAUAGUGUCGGUUGUUUUACUCUCCGUUAUCCUUCUUCUCUUUGUAAAUGCAAGAAGAAGAACAUCAAAAGUUAAGAUAUGAAUACUGCUUAUCAGAAAAAAAAUAUAUAUGAAAAUGAUUUGUCUACGGGUUGUAGGGGAUUAAUCACAUGCAAAGAAAAUUUAUAUAGUAGAUAGGAAAGUAGAGGAUCGGCUUGAUUCCGAUUUUGGUUCUGGUCGAGCUGGUUAGGGUUUAGUCAUGGAUGAAUUGAUUUUUCUGGUAGGGAUCACAUUCCUGAUAAGAUUGAAGGUGGCACGUUCUGUAUCUGCAAUAUAUAAUAUUCAAGUAUUUCACAUUC